AUGGGUUGGAGCGUGAAGGUCGGCCUAUGGUUCAUCGAGUGUAGUGGCAAGCGGCCUUGGCCUUUGAAGCCGAGGGACCUGCAGGCGAUCAUGGAGCCCGAAGGGUACAGGCUGUGGUCCGCCGAGGUAUGGAUGACGAGCAGUGCCAUCUUCGUUCUGGUCUCGUUACAUUCGAUGAAGGACAUUGGCGCGCGGGGGCAGGACAAGCAGGGCCACAACUUUGGCGAAAAGACCCUGUGCGAGGAGGAUGGCAUCAUCCUGCCGCCCGUCACCGCUCCGCCGCACGUCAUGGGUGGGGUUAGGGCCAGGGACAAGGGCGACUUCGACGGCAAGUCUCCCUCCGAUAGCGGUCCAUAUGAGUUCGCCACGCGGCCCUGCUUCGGCAAUGGCAAGCAGGGCGACGCCGCGAAGGACCCGCUGGAGACAUGGGCGAACAGCAAGAAACAAACGAAGGAGGACCGAACAGUGUUCCGGUCCUCUUCCGAUGGGCACAAUCAGAACAUCAGUGACAUUCGUGAGAAGCUUGUAGUUCAGGGCAAGAGCAUCCAGCAAGCCUUCAAGUCCAUGGAGCAGGAGGGCCUCCUCGAGAGGCUGGACGCAAGUCUGGAGGCCAAGCUGGACGAGAAGCUGAAGGCGCUCAGCUCGCAGACCCCGGCCGCAGGCUUCAGCGCGCUGGUGGGGCUGGCGCUCGCUGCCGGCCUGCAGGAGGCCGAGAAGGCCGCGCCGGUGCCCGUCGUGGGCGGCAUCUUGCCAGAGGGGGCGGCCGCGAAGGCGGGCGCGCAGGUGCGCGUGGCGAGCUCAGACUGCGAGGCGUACAGGGUGCGCAUGUUCGAUCUGGCCGCCGCGGCCCACUUCUCCGACAGGGCACCCAGCUGGUUCUACCACUUCCGGUCCCUGGAGAAGGAGGCGCGGCAGAGCCUCGGGGCCAAGCUGGCCAGCGCGCGGGAGGUGAUGAAGCUUCGCAUGCCGCACCCCGUCACCAGCGACAUCAUCGACUGGUCCGACCGGCGCCACCAGAGCGUGAGCCGCGCGCGGAAGAUCCGGUAUGCGCGGGCGGACUCGCUGGACAAAAACGCUGCCUUCGAGCUGCCCAUGCUGGCGCCCGCGGAUUUCGGCACCACCGCAUUCCGGUCGCGAGCACAG
Messenger RNA from Prorocentrum cordatum, 1143 nucleotides. The record is from the annotation of a GenBank genome assembly. Lineage: Eukaryota; Dinophyceae; Prorocentrales; Prorocentraceae.